AUGAGCAGCAGCGUUUCGACGUUUACGAGGACGACACAAACGACGACGUGCUUCUGCUGCAUAUCCUCUUUUUCGUCGUCGUCUUCUUCUUCUUCUUCUUCGAAACAGUCGAGGCAAAUUGGACCGGGAGGAGGGAAAAGAAGGAGCGUUUCGAGAUUUUUAACAUCACCAUCGUCGGUGGCAAAAGUGGAUAACGACGACAGACGCGGCGCGGUUUUGUUCGUCGCAACGAGAACAACAGGCACAGAAAACACGCGAAAGAGAUGUAGAAAAAGAGGCGUUUAUAUCUCCCCUUGUCGAGCAUCCGGGGCGUACGAGCAGUUCCUUUCCGGCAUCACCGAGAAAGACCGAAAAGAUGUGAGCGAAUCGUGGGAGAAAAUCAUGCGUUGGAAGUCGUUCGUAGAGAGCGCGAAUAAGAACGACGAGGACGUUCUGGCGAACACGAAGAAAGUGACCAUCAUGGGCGGCGGGUCGUUCGGGACCGCCAUGGGGACGUUAUUGGCGAGGAACAAGAGCGAUUUAGACGUGGUUUUACUGUUAAGAAACGAACAAGAGGCGGAGACGAUCAACGCGACCAAUCGCAACGCGAAAUAUUUGCCCAAGUACGAGUUACCGAAGAAUAUACGAGCGACGACGGACGCGAAAGAGGCGUUGAAGGAUUCCGAUUUUAUCAUUCACGCGGUGCCGACGCAACAUUCGAGGAAAUUUUUGAGUUCAGUGAAGGAUAUCAUCGAUCCGAAAACGCCUCUGUUGUGUUUAUCGAAAGGUUUGGAAGUCGGGUCGUCUUUGAUGAUGUCCGAGGUUAUUCCGGAGGCGUUGGAGAGGGACCAACCUUUGUGCGUUUUGAGCGGACCGACGUUUGCGGUGGAGUUGAUGCAAGGCUUACCGACCGGAAUUGUUGCCGCGUCGGAGAAUGAAGCGUUGGCGAGACGCGUGCAAUCGCUCUACGGGAGUUCGUGUUUGCGAGUGAACACGAGCACGGACGUGGUUGGCGUGGAGAUGUCCGGCGCGUUGAAGAACGUGUUGGCGAUUGCGGCAGGUAUUGUAGAGGGUCUGGAGUUGGGAAACAACGCCAUGGCAGCUUUGGUGGCGCAAGGAUGCGCGGAAAUUCGGUGGUUGGCUGGGAAGUUAGGCGCGAAGAGCGAGACUUUAGCCGGUUUGAGUGGAACCGGCGAUAUCAUGUUGACGUGUUUCGUGAACUUGUCCAGGAAUAGAACGGUAGGAUCGAGAUUAGGGAGCGGGGAAACGUUAGAGGAAAUUCUAGGAUCGAUGAAUCAAGUCGCAGAAGGCGUGGCUACGGCUGGGGCGGUUGUUCAGCUUGCCAGGAAACAUCGAGUGUCGUUACCGGUGUUGACCGCGGUGGCGAGAAUAUUGGAAGGAGACGUGGAUCCGAAAGACGCGGUGGAUCAGAUUAUGAAUUUACCUCAAGUUCCGGAAGUAUAA
Messenger RNA from Bathycoccus prasinos, 1443 nucleotides. RefSeq names its product NAD(P)H-dependent glycerol-3-phosphate dehydrogenase. Bases 1 to 1443 code for a protein of 480 amino acids. The transcript has a single exon. Gene Ontology annotation, biological process: carbohydrate metabolic process; glycerol-3-phosphate catabolic process. Gene Ontology annotation, cellular component: cytosol; glycerol-3-phosphate dehydrogenase (FAD) complex. Lineage: Eukaryota; Viridiplantae; Chlorophyta; Mamiellophyceae; Mamiellales; Bathycoccaceae. The record is from RefSeq and is a predicted model, not a curated record. Gene Ontology annotation, molecular function: NAD binding; glycerol-3-phosphate dehydrogenase [NAD(P)+] activity.